AUGCUGAUGAUGGUGGAGCAGCUGGACAAGGCGCACUACUCGCCGCGCUGCUACGUCGUCGCCGCAACCGACCGCAUGAGCGGCACCAAGGCGCUCACCAAGGAGCAGGCAUGGGCAAGCAGCAGCAGCAGCAACAGCACCAGCAGCGGCAGCAGCAAGGCGAGUGGCCCCUUGCUGGAGGAAAUCCCCCGCAGCCGCGAGGUGGGGCAGAGCUACCUCACAUCCGUGGCCACCACCCUGUACUCCCUAGCCUUCGCAGCCUGGAUCGUCCUCAAGCAGCGGCCGGCGCUGCUGCUGGUCAAUGGACCUGGCACCUGCAUCCCAGUGUGCGCGGCUGCGUUCCUGUUCAGGGCUCUGUUGUUGCUGGACUGCCGCAUCGUGUAUGUAGAGAGCAUCGCACGGGUGGAGCGGCUGUCGCUGAGCGGCAAGAUCCUGCACGCGUCGCGCAUGGCGGAUCUACUGUUCGUGCAGUGGCCGGAGAUGGCCAAACGCUACAAGGGGGCGACGUACGCCGGGCGUUUGUAUUAA
Messenger RNA from Monoraphidium neglectum, 528 nucleotides. Its product is annotated as beta-1,4-N-acetylglucosaminyltransferase. The record is from RefSeq and is a predicted model, not a curated record. The transcript is spliced from 4 exons. Gene Ontology annotation, cellular component: UDP-N-acetylglucosamine transferase complex. Gene Ontology annotation, biological process: dolichol-linked oligosaccharide biosynthetic process. Bases 1 to 528 code for a protein of 175 amino acids. NCBI's taxonomy places the organism in Eukaryota, Viridiplantae, Chlorophyta, Chlorophyceae, Sphaeropleales, Selenastraceae.